Molecule: messenger RNA, 1533 nt
Organism: Cantharellus anzutake
Lineage: Eukaryota; Fungi; Basidiomycota; Agaricomycetes; Cantharellales; Hydnaceae
Product: guanine nucleotide exchange factor
Exons: 9
Coding region: 1-1533 (510 amino acids)
Biological process (GO): G protein-coupled receptor signaling pathway
Cellular component (GO): cytoplasm
Molecular function (GO): G-protein alpha-subunit binding; guanyl-nucleotide exchange factor activity
Source: RefSeq, a predicted model, not a curated record
AUGACUGACAUCCUAGCCGCGUACAAGACGUUCGACCGUUCCACUGCCCGAUCCACGGUGCAUGCAACUCUUCAUCUGAUUACAAAUUCUCCCACGGCAGGAUGGGAUUCAGACAGUCGUCGCACACUUGCCGAUCUCCUGCUCACGGAUAUCGCGCAUGUCACCAGCACUUCGCGUCUCUCGCAUCAAGACGUGGAGGCAGCAUUGUCAGCUGUCAAGGCAUUGGGACGCCAAGAGGAUGUAUCAUCCGUGGUCAUUCAUCCAGCGACCCAAUACUCGGUGGACGUUGUGAAUCAAGCGCUUAGAUGUAUUGCAAAUGCUCUCCUUCUCAAUGACGCUGGAAGCAAAGCUUGGCUUGAUCUGGGCGGUGGUCAAUUAGCACUUGAGGAAUUGAAGAAACCCCUUUCAAGCGAGCGUCUCUUCCUUCUCGCCCGUAUUCUUUUUUUGGUGACACUCAAACCAACACCCUUUAUCUCACUCUUGAUUGAGAAGGGGCUAAUUCGCGGGUUAGCGGUGGCCCUACCAGCUUCGUACCGUAAUCUAAGAGCCCAGUAUUCAUUUGGGAAAGAAAGUUUGAUCGACUUAUUGAAGGUCACAUUUAAUUUAAUGACACACUAUCCAAGAAUGAAGGGCAAUGAGUCGCAAAAACCUGCCGACGGCUCCGAGCAUGUGCUCGGGGACUUUUGGGACGAUCAGUUUACAAUUUUGGUCCCUACUCUGCUCGAAAUAUUCGACACACUCCCUCCAACCUCACCUCCCCUCCAGCCGCCCAUGACUCAUCUAUUGCACGUUUUAAUUCACCUUCCGGCAACUUUGCUAUGUGAAUCUUCAGCAUCAACCCCCCAGUGUUCCAGCAUGCCCCCUGGGGAUGCGCCAUUUGUUCCUAAAGCCGAUGGGGUCGAUAUUCUUGAGAGGCUUUACAAACUACUCGAGAGAACGUUACACUUUUACGUGGAAUAUGAUCCAGACGACCUCAAAGUUCGGAGAAAAUGCCGUGAGAAUGGAGUAGUACUGGAUGAAUUGGUAGUCCCACUGCCAAUCAUCCUUACACGCCUGGUUAAAGAAAAUAACGAAGCACGCGCUCGAGUACGUCAAUGGGUGCUUCCGAGGGAUUUGGAUCGGUCACAUCCUCUUGAGAAGCGGAGAGAUGUGCUAGGUUUAUUCAUUCGUAUGAUGACUUCCAUUCAUCAUCCCCAUCUCAAAGAAACAACGUCCGAGCUUCUAUUUUGUUUGUGCAACCAAGAUGCGGCAGAACUUUCUGCCCAAAUUGGCUACGGGAACGCAGCAGGUUUCUUGUACUCGAAAGGCAUCAUGUCAGCACCCACAACAGAGUACGAUUCACAUGGCAAUCUGUUGAACCCUAUCACUGGAACGAACGCGCCUAUACGAGACAACAGCGGUGUUGAUAUGACUGACGAGGAGAAAGAACAGGAAGCGGAGCGGCUCUUUGUCUUGUUUGAUCGCCUCGAGAAAUCUGGACUAGGAGCGAAUCCAAUUCGGAAGGCUCAGCAAGAGGGCAGACUUCAGGACUAG